AUGGGCGAAAAAACACCUGAAUUAAAAGCAAUAUUAAUUAAGAACGGAAUUGAUGAGAAAAUAAUCAAUAAAAUGGAUUUCGAAGAAUUCCAGAGUUAUGUGGUUGCACUUGGUGAAAGUUAUGGCCGCAGUUUUGAAGAAAUUAAAUCAAAUGUAGAAUCUAAAAAGAAAGUAACAAUAAAUCCUACUGGCCCAUAUCAAGAAAGAGCAACAGUAUCUAACGAUGAAUUUAUUUACAGACAAAUUAGAAAAGUAAAAAGUGAUGAUGAAAUUAUGGAAGAAAGGAAUAUGCGUUCAUCAAUACAAUUACUUAAAAAUCGUCAGAAAUUAGUGAAGACUUUAAUUAUAGACGAAGAAAAACGUUAUUCAGAUUCUGUACAGCAAAUGUACAAAAAUUUACCUCCACAACAAGUUGGAGGAUUUCAUAUUGCUGUUAUUCUUCAUAAUGGCGUUCGUAUAAAUCGAAAUUUCCCAAGAGAUGAUAAAAUUGAAAAUGUUUACGUUUGGGUUGCAGCAAAUGAUAACGUUUUAAAGGACCAAAUUAAGCUUGGCUCGUUUAUUUUAAUUGAUAUUGACGGAAAUGAAAAAGAUCCGAAUGUACAGUUAUCAAAUGUAAUUUCAGAAAACAGAGUAUUGUGGUUUGUUCGACUUAUUUAA
Messenger RNA from Trichomonas vaginalis G3, 657 nucleotides. RefSeq lists its product as uncharacterized. NCBI's taxonomy places the organism in Eukaryota, Parabasalia, Trichomonadida, Trichomonadidae. The coding region runs from base 1 to 657 and encodes 218 amino acids. The record is from RefSeq and is a predicted model, not a curated record. The transcript has a single exon.